Molecule: messenger RNA, 396 nt
Organism: Solanum tuberosum (potato)
Lineage: Eukaryota; Viridiplantae; Streptophyta; Magnoliopsida; Solanales; Solanaceae
Product: SKP1-like protein 1B
Exons: 2
Coding region: 1-396 (131 amino acids)
Biological process (GO): ubiquitin-dependent protein catabolic process
Source: RefSeq, a predicted model, not a curated record
AUGUCUUCAGAAAAACUCAUAACUUUCAAGACUAGUGAUGGUGAGGAAUUCAAACUCAAUGAGGCUGUAGCUGUGAGGUCAGAAGUCAUCAAGAACAUGGUACAAGAUGUGGAUAGUACUUCUAAUGUCAUCCCCUUGUCUAAUGUUGAUGGCAAAACAAUGACCAAAAUUGUUCAAUAUUGGAAGAAAUAUUCGGAAGAAGAAUUAGUUUGUGUUCUCUUGGCUGCUAAUAUUUUUGAUGAUAAGCAGUUAAAGGAGGUAAUAAUCCAAGAAUUUGCUGAUAGGAUCAAAGGGAAACCAAUAGAGGAAAUACGUGAAGUAUUUGGUAUCAUGAAUGAUUAUACUCCAGAGGAAGAGGAGGAGGUCCGUAGAGAGAAUGCUUGGGCUUUUGAAUGA